AUGGCAUCCCAACCACCUUCCGUGACAGCCUUGUCAGCGCCUGGAAAGGUUCUCCUGACGGGUGGUUACCUUGUCCUCGACCGCAGCUACACGGGUACUGUUUUCGCACUCGAUGCGCGCAUCCACGUUGUUGUUCAACAACUCAGACGGGGUCACCGCCGCGGGGCUUCUGGGUCUGGACCGGAACACAAGGCCGCUGUUAGCGGUAGCGAGACGGAGUCUGUUCGACUAGAGGGGUCUGGUGUUGACGAGACCGAGGCCGAGGAUACCGUUGUUGUUCGCUCACCACAAUUCGAGAAUGCGAUCUGGGAAUACGGGAUUCAGCGGUGCGAGAAUGGUGGCGGAGUUAAGGUGGUUCAGAAGAAUGAUGGUCCACGAAACCCUUUCGUCGAAACCUCCUUGAGCUAUGCUUUGACCUACAUUGGUUACGUCGCCGACUCAAAGGAUUUCGGCUCGCUCUCUGUGACUAUCCUGGCUGAUAAUGACUAUUACUCGGAGACUGCGGCUUCCAAGCGUCCUGCAUCGCAAGGUCGGGGUCGCUUUGUCAAUUUCGGUGUCCCUCUUCUGGAAGCACACAAGACAGGACUAGGUUCAUCAGCUGCCUUGGUGACCGCACUUGUUUCGUCACUUGUGAUCCACCGAACUAUGCAGGCAGAUGACCUCGGUGCAGGCCGCGACAAGCUUCACAAUCUGGCCCAAGCCGCCCACUGCGCAGCUCAGGGCAAGGUCGGUUCAGGGUUCGACGUAGCUGCUGCCGUGUAUGGAUCUUGUUUAUACAAGCGUUUCUCACCAGCAAUUCUCGAGUCGGUUGGUGAUGUGGGAUCUCCUGGAUUCGAUGAGCGACUAUUUGCCGUUGUGGAAGAUGCUGAUCCCGAACACCCAUGGGACACCGAAUGCGUUGAUUUCGGUAUGCAGCUGCCGCGCGGGAUGCAGAUGGUGCUUUGCGAUGUCGAAUGUGGCUCGCAGACGCCAUCGAUGGUUAAGAAGGUGUUAGCGUGGAGGAGUGAAAACCGCCAGGAGGCCGAUACCCUCUGGGCCAGUCUCCAGAAAAACAAUGAGUGUCUCCGUCAGGAACUCAAGCGUCUCGCACAACACCCCGAAGCCAACACAGAUGGCGAAUUCUCCGAAAUCCAGAAUUACAUCCAGCGUACCCGCGACCUUAUUCGCACAAUGACCCGCCGGACGGGUGUGCCCAUUGAGCCGAGCGUACAGACCGAGCUGCUGGACAGACUCACUGAGAUCGAUGGGGUAAUUGGCGGAGUGGUGCCCGGCGCUGGCGGAUACGAUGCAAUUGUGUUAUUGAUCCGGGACGAUCCCGCGGUGAUUACACGACUGAAUGAACAGUUUAUCAACUAUGAGAGUGCGGUGGAGGAUGAUUUUGGUGGGAAGAUUGGAAAUGUACGGCUACUGGGUGUCCGGCAUGGGUCCGAAGGGGUGAAGAAUGAAGUGCUGGAGCAGUAUGCGGGCUGGGUCUAG
Penicillium odoratum is the source of this 1476-nucleotide messenger RNA. It is a transcript of the gene erg8, whose product is annotated as phosphomevalonate kinase. Bases 1 to 1476 code for a protein of 491 amino acids. NCBI's taxonomy places the organism in Eukaryota, Fungi, Ascomycota, Eurotiomycetes, Eurotiales, Aspergillaceae. Gene Ontology annotation, molecular function: phosphomevalonate kinase activity; ATP binding. The transcript has 2 exons. The record is from RefSeq and is a predicted model, not a curated record. Gene Ontology annotation, cellular component: peroxisome. Gene Ontology annotation, biological process: isopentenyl diphosphate biosynthetic process, mevalonate pathway; ergosterol biosynthetic process.